CAAUUGACAAAUAUCGGUUUCACGAUAUCGUAUAAUAUUGAGUCGAUCGAAUUUUAACCGAAUUCCCGCGCUCAGCGUACACGCGCGACACCACCACGGCCGCGGCACAGCGACACAUCCGCGAUCCACUGCAUCGGUGCGACGGCCGUGGUUGUGGCAGCUCUGUAAAAGUACGGCAUGAAAAUGUGUCGUAUCACGGUAGUUUCGCUCCAUUACUAAGUUUCCGACAGCCAAAUAACCGUUGUCCGUUCGCACAAUCGACACAAUUGUACUUUGCACCGCUCGUCCGACGUCCAUCAACGCCGUUCGGCAUUCGCGAUUCGCCAAUCACCGUACUCUGCACGCACGCCGUCAAAGGUAACUUUUGUUCGCAGUUGUCGUCGUUGUGAGCAGUUUUUCAGCCAGCCACGCCGUGUGUAAUUAUUGCAGACCAUCUCCCUGACAUCCGAGUCCCGCGUGUUCGUGGUGAAUCAACUACGGUCACCGCCGAUAUCUGCCGCCACUUUAAAAGUGCCUAUCACAGUUCAACGCGCACUGCACUCCGUUGAUCAUCCCGAUCACUACAUCACCAGAAAUCACCAUGGCUCCAAGGAGGAAAGUCGCUCAGAAGCCGGCCAAACCGUCCAUUGACGAUAUGCCACCAGUCAUUGAUGAUAUGUCUCACAUCACUAUCAGGCGGCCCGUUACAAAAGAUAACAUGGUUGAGGAUAAUGUGGUUGAAGAUAAUGUGGUUCAAAUGGAUGAAAAAGAUAUUAUAUUACCUGUCUUAGAAGAUAAUAAAAAUAUGAAUGUUACAGUUGUUUUAGAAGAAAUCCCUGAUUUUAAACCUAAAGUAUCAGAUUUAGAAUCUGAAUUAGAUCUAGCUAUAGAUGAAGCAGAAUCGAUCAAAAAACCUGUUCAAAAGAAGGUUACCAAAACAAAACUUAAGUCCAAAAAGCCAACAGUUGAAGAUACCAAAGUUGUAAGAACUAGAAAAAGGGCUGCUAGCGAAGAUAGGCAAGUGUUGAAAGUCGAAGAAAAAGUAGUUAGCAAAAGUCGAAAAAGACCGGUUGAUAAAAAUUUACCAGAGUCUCUUAAACCAGUUUCUCCUUUAAACGAACUACCAAAAAGGAAUAGAAGAGCCGCUAGUGUGGAUAUACUGACGUCUGAAACCUCAAGUUUUCCUUCAGAUAAAGUACCCAAAAAAAAGGUAAAUGGUAAAUCAUCUAAAGCUGCCAUUGCUGUAACUGAAGAUGAAGCACUAAAAAAACAAAAAAAAGGAACAAAGAAAGAAGAUCAACCUAAAAUAAUGGAAAUGAAAGAUGAUGAAACAAAAAUUGUAGAAAAGAAUUCCAAGGGGAAAAAAAAUACAAAAAAAGUAUCAAACGAAGAAAAGGAAAAUGUUGUAACAACAGAUCAAAAUGAUGUUGAAGCAGCCUUAAAUAACAUUGAAGAAAAACCAAAAUCUAAACGAGGCACUAAAAAGGAACCUGUUGAAGAUGAAGAUGAAGAAAACCAGGAAGAAAAGGUGUCUAAACCUUCCAGUAGAAGCCGAGCUCCAAAAGUUAUGAUUAAACAAAACAGUGAAAAAGAUUUAGAAAAAAAACCGAAAACUGUUCCUAAAACCAAAAAAAAUAUGAAGUCAUCUGAAGUAUCUGAAGAGUCUAGUGAAAAAAACGAGACUGAUGAUUCCAAUAAAUCUCCAGAAAUAAAACCAAAACGUGAGCGCAAAUUCAAACAGGUUGAUCUUGAUGAAAAAGAUAACAACUUCAAAGAAACUAAAGCACCAAAACGCGGUGGUCGUAAGGCAAAAGUUGAAGACGUAGAUGAAGAAGAAGUACAACAGAAGAGCUCAACUGCAGAAGAUGAGAAAAACCAAGAAUCUGGAGACUUGGCCGAUGAUAUUCCAAACACCCCUGUGUCUGAAAAAGAAGAAGUCAAACCAAUAGCAGCAAAGCGUAAAACAAAAGCAAAGUCUAGGAAAUAAUUACUUAUUACAUAGAAACUAUUUACAAAGUGUUCAUUAGAUAUUAAAGGUUUUUAUUUUUUUUUUUUUUUAAAGAAUACAUUUAUUAAUAUUAUUUAAUAACAAAUGUUUACAUUUGAGUAUAAGAUUUCAUAACAUGUUUAUUAUUUACAAGUUAGUUUUAUUUUAAUAUAUUUUCUCAUCAUUUUGACCUUAA
Acyrthosiphon pisum (pea aphid) is the source of this 2162-nucleotide messenger RNA. RefSeq names its product ABC transporter F family member 4. The transcript has 5 exons. The coding region runs from base 581 to 1966 and encodes 461 amino acids. The record is from RefSeq and is a predicted model, not a curated record. Lineage: Eukaryota; Metazoa; Arthropoda; Insecta; Hemiptera; Aphididae.